Messenger RNA from Clupea harengus (Atlantic herring), 2235 nucleotides. RefSeq names its product drebrin like a (gene dbnla). Lineage: Eukaryota; Metazoa; Chordata; Actinopteri; Clupeiformes; Clupeidae. Gene Ontology annotation, biological process: neuron projection morphogenesis; postsynaptic actin cytoskeleton organization; positive regulation of dendritic spine morphogenesis. Gene Ontology annotation, cellular component: postsynaptic membrane; actin filament; postsynaptic density. The record is from RefSeq and is a predicted model, not a curated record. Gene Ontology annotation, molecular function: actin filament binding.
GGUAAUACCAUACUGGGUAUGUCGAGCAAGUUCUGGUGCAGUGUGGCGAGAUUGUCUGUGCCAAUAGUAGAUCUUCCGUGUUGCAAAUCUUCACGACUCGUCGAACCAGAUUUCUGUAGGCUGGUCUCUCAUUGUCUCAUUGACAAGGUCUUAAAUGCUGAGCUUAACUUCAAUCUUGUGGGUUUCACUUUGGUUUUAUGUGCCUAUGCUAUCUAACCAUAUGGGAUGUGGCAACGUUGAUUUUUAACUGUCCGGCAGCUUUUAAUACUUUAGGAAAACAACAAGACUUCGCCUACAAUGUCUGUCAAUCUGAGUAAAAACGGUACGGAGCUUUCGGCCGCGUAUGCUGAAGUUUUGGACGGGAAAAGUAGCACUAACUGGGCUCUGUAUACAUAUGAGGGGAACACGAAUGACAUCCGACUGGCAGGAAAAGGAGAUGGUGGACUGGAGGAGAUGGUGGAAGAACUUAACAGUGGGAAGGUGAUGUAUGCCUUUUGCCGGGUCCUGGAUAACAACGGUGGAGUGGCAAAAUAUGUCCUUAUAAAUUGGACUGGUGAAGGAGUCAAAGAAGUCAGAAAAGGAACCUGUGCCAAUCAUGUCCGCUCAAUGGCUAGCUUCCUGAGGGGUGCCCAUGUGACCAUCAACGCUCGGUCAGAUGAUGACGUUGAUCCAGAAGACAUCAUACAGACGGUGGCCAAGGCUGCGGGUGUGAACUACAGCCUCCACAAAGAGUCCAAUUCCAAUAGCAAAUUCAAUGACUCUGGUCCUGCACUCCCCGUGGGCUCAGUCUACCGGAAGACCAGUGCUAUGGAUGAGAUGAAAGGUAUUAACAAGGAUAAUUUCUGGGCAAAAGCAGAGCAAGAUGAGAAGAAUCGUCGGCUGGAGGAACGCAAGAAGGCGAGUGAGGACCGCCAGCGUGUGGAGAGCGAAAGAAAAGUGCAGGAUGUUAAAGAGGCCGGUGAACGUCAGAGGCGGGAAAAGGAGAGAGCCGGUCAGAUUGACCAACAGAGACAAUUUGAAAAGAAACAGGAGGCUGAAAACAAAGAAAAAGAACAACAGUUGGAGGAGGAGGAGAGUCAGCGCCAAACUUCGGGGAGAAGGGGAAUAAAGAGUUCUGUGUCUGUUCAGAAAGCGGAUGAGGCCGCUUCCCUUAUCUCCCAGCGAUCUGCCAAUCCAAGGGAUUUGUUUAAACAGAUGGAGAGGGCUCCGUCUGCAAGCAAUGGGGCCACAACAUCUGUGUCCCAGCCAGGGCGUUUGAGAAGCCCAUUUCUGGCAAAACAGCUCAGCGCAGAGGAUCCUCCAAGUCUGCCUAUUUGUGUAAAAAGACCAGACCCUGUUGGAUUCCUAAUCGAAGAAAAAGCAAUUAUACCAUCUGAGCCUGAGCCUGAGCCAGAGCCAGAGUCUCGCCCAGAACCUGUUCCAGAACCGGUCCCAGAGUCCAUUGCUGAGGAUCAGUUGAUUCCUGAUUUGGUGGAUGAAUUUGAUGAUGAAUGGCAAGAUUCAGAGGGAUCAGAAACCGCUGGCGUCGCAGAGGAGGCGCCACCUGAUGUGACAAAUGCAGAACAACUCUAUGAGGAUGUUGCUGAUUCCGAUUUCUAUGUGGAUGUUCCCCAAGUUGUCCAAGAACCAGCUGCCGCCCCAGCAGUGGGAGAAGAUGCUGCUAGUUCUGUCAGUGCCAGGGCCCUGUAUGACUACCAAGCUGUGGAUGAUACAGAGAUCACCUUUGACCCAGAUGACAUCAUUACUGGAAUAGAGAUGAUUGAUGAAGGAUGGUGGCGAGGAUAUAGCCCCGAUGGGCACUAUGGAAUGUUUCCUGCCAAUUAUGUUGACUUGCUGUAAAAAUGUCAGAAACCAUCACAAAAUUGCAAUGACAAAGCAUACUUAAAGCAUACGUAAAAUCUGUUGAUCAAUUCAAGGUAAUUCAAAUCAUGGGAUGUUUCAUUGUAUAAAAAUACUAUUUCAGCUAACUUGAGUAAUAAACAUACACACAGAAUAUUCUAGGUCUGUGAUUUCCUGGAACCUGUACUGUUUGCUCUCACUUUGUAAAAGUGACAGUUUGUAUGGCUUCACUUUAGUUAAAUGUAUCACAAAAAUAGUUUCGAAUUAUUGAAUUUACAUGUGAAAUUUGUGUAUAAUUUGACAUUAUUGCAUUUGUGUUUAGUGAGGCCAAACUAUACAUUUAAAGGAAAUUGAGUCAAUAUCAUCGGUGAUAAAUAAAGUAAAAUUUUUCCAUAA